AGAGUUGAAUGAUUGAACUUUCUUUUUUAGUUUCUGCAGCAGUGAGGUUCCCCUAGUAGUCCAGCACCAGACCGGUGCAUAGGAGCUUAUCCAGGCGUCUCUUGCUCCUUAUACUCCCCUUGUUCCCCCUCCCCACACACAAAGCGAUGGUGUUAAAGGAUCCAGGCGUGUUUCUGACCCUUUUGCUAUGGAUUACGGUUUCCUGGGGCUGCCUGGCUACAGCUGCGGGGCUUGGUGCUGCCGCCCGCAAGCAGGACGAGACUCUUUCUGCUGUCAGUAUUUACAGAGCCAGAUGCACCUCCAGGUGCCUUAGCCUGCAGAUCACUCGAAUCUCAGCCUUCUUCAAGCAUUUCCAGAACAAUGGUUCCCUGGUAUGGUGCCAGACUCAUAAACAGUGUUCUAAGUGCUUGGAACCAUGCAAAGAAUCAUGGGAACUAAAGAAAAACCAAUGCCAAAGUUUUUGUGAGCCUCUUUUUCCCAAGAAGAACUAUGAAUGCCUAACAAGCUGUGAGUUCCUGAAAUACAUUCUGUCAGUGAAGCAAGGCGAUUGUCCAGCACCAGAGAAGGCCAGUGGUUUUGCAGCUGCCUGUGUGGAAAGUUGUGAGAUUGACAAUGAAUGCUCUGGGGUGAAGAAAUGUUGUUCAAAUGGAUGUGGACAUACCUGCCAAGUCCCCAAAAACCUAUACAAAGGUGUUCCUCUAAAGCCCAGGAAAGAGUUACGAUUUACAGAGCUUCAGUCUGGACAGCUGGAGAUUAAGUGGUCCUCAAAAUUUAAUAUUUCAAUCGAGCCUGUAAUCUAUGUGGUGCAGAGGAGAUGGAAUUAUGGAAUCCAUCCUAGUGAGGAUGAUGCUACAAAUUGGCAGACUAUGGCACAGACUACUGAUGAGAGAGUUCAACUGUCUGACAUAAGACCUAGCAGGUGGUACCAGUUCCGAGUGGCUGCUGUUAAUGUGCAUGGAACAAGAGGCUUCACAGCACCCAGUAAACACUUCCGCUCCUCUAAAGAUCCAUCUGCUCCACCGGCUCCAGCUAAUCUCAGAAUUGCCAACUCCACUACUAACAGUGAUGGAAGUGUGGCUGUAAGGAUUAUUUGGGAUGUGCCAGAAGAACCUGACAUUCCUGUGCAUCACUACAAAGUCUUUUGGAGUUGGACAGUCAGCAGCAAGUCAAUUGUGCCAUCUAAAAAGAAGAGAAGAAAGACAACUGAUGGGUCUCAAAAUUAUGUGAUCCUGGAGAGUCUUCAGCCAAAUAACAACUAUAUGGUGGAAAUACAGGCCAUAACUUACUGGGGACAAGUACGCCUAAAAAGUGCUAAAGUGUCUUUUUACUUCACUGCCGCACAAGCAAUAAGUAAUAAAGAUCAACUUGGGAAAACUAGAAAAGGAGUCACUGAAAUACUUCCCCCUUUUCAAAGAAGGAGACCCACUCGCCUUCUGGAAAUUGGAGCUCCUUUCUACCAGGAUAAUAUGCUUCAGGUCAAAGUCUAUUGGAAAAAGUCUGAAGAUGCCAGUGUGAAUCGAUAUCAUGUACAGUGGUUUGCAGAAUCAUGUGCCCAUAAUGAAACAAGUGGACCUGAGAAAGCAACUGGUUUGGCCCAUGAAAAUUAUAUAAUUCUUCAAGAUCUGGCCUUUUCAUGCAAAUAUAAAGUGACUGUCCAGCCAGCAAGACCCAAGGGUCGUUUGAAGGAAGAAAGUAUUUUCUUUACCACCCCACCUUGCUCUGCUCUGAAAGGGAAACACCACAAACAUAAUAGCUGUCCUGGUGAAGGAGGUCCAGUUCUUUCCAAAGUAUUAGCCAAGCCCGAGAAUCUGUCAGCGUCUUUCGUUGUUCAAGAAGUCAAUAUCACAGGACACUUUUCCUGGAAGAUGUCCAAGGCCAAUCUCUAUCAGCCUAUGACAGGAUUUCAAGUCACUUGGGCAGAAGUUACUACAGAGAGUAGACAAAAUAGCUUACCCAACAGCAUCAUUUCCCAAUCUCAGAUAUUGCCAGCAGACCAUUAUGUGCUGACUGUACCCAAUUUGAGACCAUCCACACUCUACAGAUUGGAAGUGCAAGUGCUUACUACUGGAGGGGAAGGGCCAGCUACAAUAAAAUCAUUCAGGACACCUGAUCUGCUGCCAUCUUCAACUCACAGACUCCAUCUUAAACAACAUCAUCCACAUCACUAUAAGCCUUCUCCAGAGAAAUACUAAAAUGAAAUGAUUUUUGAAGCGUGAAAGAGUAUUGAACUUCAGAAUAUUUGCAGGACAAUUGGUACUUUCCCAUCCUUAAAUUGCCUAGUUGAAGUUACAAUCACAUAUAAUUCAUUGAUAACUCUGCAUAGAUGUUUUCCCCAAUACAUGUGCCUGCAGUGCUGCAUGCCACAAGCAUUAUGACAGUAGUGUCUAUAUUCUGCCAACCGAGGAUGUAAAGCACCUGUGUCACUAUGAAGACUAUGCCUAUUGUAACUGAGAUUUUGUUUCCUAUACUUAUACUAAAUACAAAGGGUGCUACAUGUGUUUUUGAUGAUCUUUGGGAAAGGAUCUUUGGAGAAAAGUGAUUUUUUACAUAUGACUGGCCAGCGUAGAACAGCUUUGGGUGAUGAUGAUGUAAGUGAAUGUGGAAGGAAUAAAUGCACUAAAAAAAUAAGAGCAGUUAUAGAGAUCUUAGUCUGAAAAUACAUGAAUAGUUAUCAAUUGAAGACAUAUUAGGUGGGGAAAAUCAAUGUUUAACUAUUUUCCCCAAAUAAUAUAACAAGUGCUAUAGUUAGGCCACAUCUAUGUUAUCAGUUAAAGACACCACUGGGGAAUAAUUUGUAUGUACUUAUAGUGAAUAGGUACAUGAGAUGAGCAUUUGUAUGACAUUGAGGUAUCCUUACCAUUCCCACUGACCUCCUAAAAUACUUAAUAUUUAGAGUUAUAGUCUGCCCUACUUGAACAUCCCAGUUAAUGUAGUUUAAAGUCUAUUCUGUGGCCCACACCAAAUCCAGAUAAAUUCAUGUUAAUCAUGUAUUAUCUAUUAUUGUGAUGCCAACUUAUUUAGGUAGUAACCAAAAUAUCCAAGGAAUUGAUUGAUUUAGCCCCAAGAAUGUUCCCCAUUCCUUCUUUAGGGAAAUCAAUUAUUUUACUGUCUCCCAGUCAAGUAAUCAAAGCUUUACUUAUGUCUAGGAAUUUAAACUCCCCAAUUGUGUAAUAUUAUUUCUUCUCUCAUUCAUUCUUUAGUUAAGGAGGAAAACUGCUAUUUGCAUCCAUUUUCCUAAAAUGUUCGUAUAAUUGAAGACUUAUGUUACCUCAUUCUUAAAAUGAAGACAGUUCCAGUCCUAACUUUUUCUAAUGCUUCAUGCAGAAGCUUAUAUAGAUGGAUUUUUUUUUAAGCCAAGUACAAUGCUUUCAUUAACAGGAGAAAAAUAGUUAUACUGCAUUUGACUCAUCCUUAUGAACUCUACAAUUUUCUAUUCUUUUGAAUAAAUAAUUUUUCAUUUGAAUCAAUAAAAAUUUCCCUAUUUCCAAAUGGAAAAAGGUCAGUUAAUGACAUUAUCAGGAUAUUGGAUUGCUAUGGUUAUUAGAGAAAUAGGACUCAAGGAUUUUUUUUCAAGAGAUACAUACCAAAUAGACACAAAAUAAAUACAAAUAUGUACACACAUAUACAUGUGUGUAUGUAUGUAUACACACAUUCACACACAUAUGCAUGCCAUAUUGGACUUAGUUCUUUACUGGGAAAUGCUGGAGACAGAUCAUCCAUCUGGGAAAAAAAACCACAUAAUCCCAGGAAUCCUGCCAAAGACAAUGAGAAUUAAUGAGAGCAACUUAAUAAUUAAUUUCCCUCAAAGUUUUCUAUUGUUUAAGAAGAUAACUAUAAAUUUACUUUUUUUUUUAAUGCACAGCUUUCAUGUUGAAGUUUACUGGGGAAAAUGUAUUUUAAGAUUUUAGGAUGCACAUUCUCAUUCUUACCUCACAUGCAUAGUUAUCAAAUCUCAUUUAAUGAUUUUCUUACAGGUACAAAAAAUUGUGGGAACUGAUAUAGAACUUAGAAUUCAUGGAAUUUAUGUGCACACACACACAAAUAUAAGAUUAUUUAUCUACCCAUCUAUCUAUCUGUCUGUUUCUAUUUACCCAGUUGUUCUAUCUAGGUUUUAUUUUUAAGACUCUUUACAAGAUUAUCAAACCCAGAGAUUGAUUUUUAAAACAUUUUCCUUUUAUUGUGAACAAAUUGAAAACUCCUAAUGAAUAAACUCAGUAUAUCAUGUACAUAGCUUAAAAUGCAAGGUCCAAAUGAAAGUUUCUGUUGGUUUCACAGGCAGCUCUUAAUUUAGAUAAGCAUGUAUGUAAACCUUGGGAAAUACACCAGAUUUUAAAAUUUAAACCAUUUUGUUGAAGGAAACAAGAAACUCAUGUUAAAACACAUGGGGCAUAAGCAAACAUAAUACAGCGAUCUCCUUGGAAAACUAUGCUAAAUUCCAGCACUGAUGCCAACAACCAGAAUCAACAACAGCAAAAGUUUGAGAGAGGGGAAAGAAAAUGAACACACACACACACACACACACACACACGUUGUUUGAAGCUCAAGUUUAUCUUAUUCCUUUUUUUGUCAUAAAAUCAGUGCAAUCACUCUUUACAAUCUGUUUUAUUCAUGAAUGAUUGAAAUAAGGAGGUCAAAAGAUACUAAUGAGAAUAGAUGUGCAUGUAAAACUGAAUUAUUUUUCUUUAGUUUGAGCUAGCCAAAAUAUAAAGUAUUAUUUUAGAACUGUAGGUAGAAGCUGAGAUCCACAAAGUCAAUACCAUCAAUUCCAGAGUAAUAAGGAACUGCUUAUAUCAACAUCUGUUUCUUUUUUUAAUCUCCAUAACACAUCAUUCUAGUUUGGGUGGUGGGUUUUUAUGAAAAAAAUAUAGCCAAUUAUUGUCUAAAAGGCCAGUUGUUUUGCAUUUUCUUCACUUUCAGUAAGUUCACAUUGGCAAAGUACAAUUCUAAUUUCAUUUUUGUAGAGUUGAAAACUGUUCUUUAAAAGGAAACAAAUGUAUUGUUUCUGUGCUUAAUCAUGAAAUCUAUCCAGCAGAAAUUUAUAAGACGUAUUAAAAUUGGGCAGAUCUCACAUUUAAAGACAACAAUAUUGUGUUCAAUAAUGAUAGUCAGUGUUUAUGGGACUGAAAUAAAUCUUUUAGCUACUCAAAAACAAGGCACUGAAAAUAGAGAAAAGAUAAAUUAUGUACUGUAUACACUUUUCCCUGCUAGAAUGUACAUUCUUGGAUUUAUCCUAGACUAUCUCACUAAGAUUUUUUUUUCCAUCUGAAAAUUUUAACAUUCUUUUUGCAAAUGGUCUUGUGUUCUUUUGAAAGCACAUGUUACAAUUUUCAUACUAUUUAUGGGAGAAGAUCAUUUUUAUACUAGGUUAUUUUGGAAAUGUUUACGAAUCAGAGUUCAAACUAGAACAUAUUGUUGCUUCUUAUAAAGCUAAAGGAAAAAACACCAGGCCCUAUCCUGACAUCUUGAUUGAGUAAGAGAGAUUCUGCCCAUAUUAGGAUUGUGGGAGAAGGCCUGGGCAC
Phascolarctos cinereus (koala) is the source of this 5519-nucleotide messenger RNA. It is a transcript of the gene ANOS1, whose product is annotated as anosmin 1. The record is from RefSeq and is a predicted model, not a curated record. Gene Ontology annotation, cellular component: extracellular region; cell surface. Gene Ontology annotation, molecular function: peptidase inhibitor activity; protein binding. Gene Ontology annotation, biological process: neuron differentiation. Lineage: Eukaryota; Metazoa; Chordata; Mammalia; Diprotodontia; Phascolarctidae.